Molecule: messenger RNA, 1871 nt
Organism: Rhopilema esculentum
Lineage: Eukaryota; Metazoa; Cnidaria; Scyphozoa; Rhizostomeae; Rhizostomatidae
Biological process (GO): intracellular signal transduction
Molecular function (GO): protein binding
Source: RefSeq, a predicted model, not a curated record
UGCCUCUGCGGAGCGGAUCAUAUGACUGCGUUUUCACUAGGAAGGAGCUUCGAGAAGUUGUUUUUCUCAAACAAAAAUAAUAAUGGUGGCGAUAUGCGAGCAUUGAUACACGUCUAGAUAGAUUCAUGCACGUUUCAAUAGAGGUUGGUGUGAAUAAUAUUUCCAAAUGGUUGUGGAUACAGGUAACUUUAUGAUGGGGCAGAAGUACACCUUUUUCUUUGCUGCCAAGGAAGGGCGUCUAAGUGACUUGGUCUGGGUGCUAAACCAAAAGAAUGCAUCACCAAACAUUCGAGAUGGAGAAGAUCAGUCGACUGCGCUGCAUUUUACAUCUGCAAGGGGCCAUGCAAGAUGUGCUGAUAUUCUCAUUAAAGCAGGUGCCCAUGUAAAUUGUAGAACAACAGAGGGGAUGACUCCUUUGCAUUUUGCAACAUAUGGAGGCCAUGUUGAAUGUGUUCGUAUUCUGUUAAAAGCCAAAGCUGAUGUGCAUGCUACUACAAGAUUUGGUUGUACUGCUUUGCACCAGGCUGUAUUUUUCAAUAGGCAUAAAUGUGCCGAAAUUAUUUUAGAAAAUGGAGGUGGCAUAAAUACACAAGAAAAUUGGGGUCUCACACCUCUAGCAAUCGCAUCACAGAAAGGGAACAGGCAAUGUAUAUAUAAUGGCCAUGGAUUGGUCAAAAGCGAAAUGGUGAAAAUGCUUCUUUCCAAGAAUGCAUCAACAGGCCUGCGAGGAAAACUCGAUGGAAAGACUCCACUUCAUAUUUGCAUAGAGAACAAUUAUAUUGAUUGUGCAUUGGCACUUCUUGAUGCAGGGGCUGACCCUAAUAUCCAAGACAGCACCGGACAAACUACAUUGCACUAUGCAUGCAGAAAUGAGAAGGCCGAUUCCAUGGUGCCAAUUUUACUGGAAUAUGGUGCUAACCCUUGCUUGAUGGACAAAAACAAAGAAACUGCUCUGGAAAUGCUGUCUAACCCAAAGAAUAGAAAUGUUUCAUCGAGUACCAAAGAUGCUUUAGAGAACAAUCUCAAAUUUUCUGAAGGAAAACCAAGAUCUCUACAGACACAUUGUCGUGUAAUGGUCCGAAGGACAAUUGGACCUUCAAAUGGCAAAUCCAUCGAAGAAUUGCCUUUGCCAAGCCAUUUAAUUCGUUAUCUUAGAUUUGAUGGACUGCUAUAGAACUGAAUCAGUUUUAGCAAAUCUGCAAAAGCCUUUGACAGAACUAAUUUAUUGGCCACAAUACUUUAAAAAUAUCAAAUUCUCACCACCCUAGAUAUGCCUUAGAGGAAAGUUGAUACCUAAAUCGCUAGAGUUAACAACCAUUGGUUCACCUGCAAGGACUCGCAUGCUAGAAAAAAAAAUCAAGGUUGUGUUAAUAUUAGUUCAUAUUUCGACAUGUUUUGGUGUUUAGGAAAAACAGCCUGCUUUGUUUUUUCGUGCUUCAAUUUUGAUGUUAGGCGUUAUUUUUUCUCGUUACAAACCUUUUAUCAUCCACAGACACCAUUCGGCUAUCCUAUUUCUCAGGGCACGCCCCAACAAUACCAAACGGGGAUAGCAGCAAUGUAAAUAAAAUGUCAUGUUGCCCCUAACCCCCAUCAUAGGAAUGUUUUUGCUGACGCCAUUUCUCUUGUGUAUUUUGAUUCAAUACAUCUGUUUUAAUUUACAGGUUUAUCUAUGUAAAUAUUCCUAUAUAAAUAGUCUUUCAUUUAGCAGAGAAAUCUCCUUCCUGUGGUGAGGGCCCUGAGGCUAAACUUGUUUAAUAUGCAUGUGUUCAUAGGCUUGCUAAACAACAGUCUUUUAAUUUUGUGUACAGAUAGUAUUGCAUUUUGAUAAUGCUUUAUGUAUGGCGUAGUUACGAAUGAAAAGGCCUAAAAUA